This is a messenger RNA of Nicotiana tabacum (common tobacco), 1576 nucleotides long. RefSeq names its product proteasome subunit beta type-3-A-like. Gene Ontology annotation, cellular component: proteasome core complex, beta-subunit complex; proteasome core complex; cytoplasm. Gene Ontology annotation, molecular function: histone reader activity. Gene Ontology annotation, biological process: negative regulation of transcription elongation by RNA polymerase II; proteasome-mediated ubiquitin-dependent protein catabolic process. The record is from RefSeq and is a predicted model, not a curated record. Lineage: Eukaryota; Viridiplantae; Streptophyta; Magnoliopsida; Solanales; Solanaceae.
GGUAAUUCCAAUGGUACUUACAAGUACCAUCUAAUAUACAUACACUUGCGAGUUGAGUUGACGAAUAAGUAACACAAACGCAGUUGUUGUGUUCAGAAUCUUCCUCAAUUCUUAUUAUAUAUGAGCUUUUCGUUCGCAUAUUUCCAUUGCCUAUCUGCAUUUAUUUCUGGGUCCAUAAACUUCUUCCCACCAUGGUGACAAUAUGUCUACAGUGUGGUGACAAAGGAUUCUCUAACGCCUUUGUUUUCUGUGUAGAAUGUCUAGAAGUUGCUGUGCAUCGCUACUGCCUUGAUAAAAUUCCGGAAACAUUUGAUGAAUAUGUCUGUUGGGUUUGUGAUGAUUGUGAGAUGAAGGUGCCAAAACAUGUCAAGAAAUGUCCCAAAAUUGAUUUGGUAGAGCAUAGUCAAUUAGUAGGUGAUAGCAAAGGUAGGAAGAUUAGCGAGAAGGAGAAAUAUAAUCCUACUUAUGUGAUAGAUAAGAAAGAGGUAACAGGACGAGUAAUUAGCUCUUCGGAGCAAUUACAAGCAAGAACUGCUUGCAAUGAACGAAUGCAAUUAGCUGAUCUUUCUGCCUUGCCAACUAAGUUGUCGAAGAGAGAGACUGAUUGUUCACUGACCGAGAUGGUUGGGAAAAGUCUUCAACCUUGUAUUUCCAAGCAACCUCGUGAUGCAAAUACUCAGCUCGAUGCAAUGGGUGAUUGUUCUGCCAUCACUGAAAAGGGGAGUAUAUUUUCGUCUAAUGAUUGUCAUGGAAGGGAAUCAAAAAGAGACAGGAGAUCGACACCGGAAAAUAGAACUGCUCUAAAUGGAGACGCUUCUCAAUCUUUGAACGGCGAACUGCCAAAAGAUUUUAUACAUGGUGUCCAGGAACAAGCACAGCCUGUUUAUGAUCCUAGUUGGAGGGGUGGUUUUUAUAUAUGGAACAAAAAGUAUGAGAUACUUGGCGGACUUGUAGCUCACCUAUCAGUCAAAGCAUGCCAAAAGGUUUUUGAAGAAGCAAAAUUAUUUCCACCUUUGCUUAACCUGGAAAUGCUUCCGAAAUCUGAUAUAUGGCCUAAGAGUUUCAACACAUCAGAACCCUCUGAUGCUAAUAUUGCAUUGUAUUUCUUUCCUUUGGAUGCGAGACAUGUGAUGGAUUUUGAUCAUUUGGUUGAGGAGAUGAUUGGCGAACAACUUGCUCUCCGAGCAGUUGUGACAAAUGCUGAACUAUUGGUUUUCACUUCCACGGAACUGCCCCUGCUUCACUGGAGAUUCCAAAGCAAACACUAUUUAUGGGGCGUUUUUAGAGCAAAGCAGGAUUCUAGUAGCUCUCAAAUGGUAUCGAACGGGAUUAAACCUGUGAUGCUUCAAACUCCAGGGAAUGUUUUGGAUGUCAAAGAUAAGUUAAACCUUGUGAAAGCCAAAAGUUGGGGAGCAGAGAGUCCUAUUAACCCUUUAAGCAAUAGCGCAAGCCUUGCGUCUAGCACUUCCUGAAGCAUCUGAACUCCGAGCUUUUAGCUUUUCAAUAGAUAUACCUCGGUUAUAUUUCAUCUCUUCAAGGUUUCUUCUAAUGGCAGGCCUGUGCCUCUAUUCCUGCU